Molecule: messenger RNA, 1038 nt
Organism: Penicillium odoratum
Lineage: Eukaryota; Fungi; Ascomycota; Eurotiomycetes; Eurotiales; Aspergillaceae
Exons: 3
Coding region: 1-1038 (345 amino acids)
Source: RefSeq, a predicted model, not a curated record
AUGGAAAUCAUCACAAGUAAUGCCCCGUCUUUGCACGCCAAAAUCACCGGAGAACUCGACCAGAACGCAGGACUUGCUCUUUAUCGCGGAGUAACAUAUGCCUCAGUGAGCGCUCGCUGGACCCACAGUGUUGUUAAACACACCUUGGAUGGUAAUAUCAUGGACGCUACCCAAUUUGGCCCUCGCUGUCCUCAGAGGACUAGAGCUGUCCUGGUUAGUGGUGGUGUUGCUGAUCCUUCUGCCGGGGAUGAUGAGUUCCGUUGUCUCAAUCUCAAUAUCACCACUCCUAUAGAGGCCGUCCUCACUCAGGAUAAGCCACAAGGUCCCCUCUUGCCGGUCAUGGUGUGGAUUCACGGUGGUGCUUUUGCUUUCGGCUCCAAUUCAAUUGCUCGGUACCGGCCACAAUCAUUUUCCAAACAGGCCAAAACCCUUGGUCAGCCGGUUGUUCUGGUUCCGAUCAACUACCGACUUGGCGCACUUGGCUUUGCAGCUUCGAAAGACAUCGCAGAGACGGGCGACACCCGUAUUGGAAACUAUGGCUUGGAUUUCGGUGGCGACCCUUCGAAGAUUACCACCUAUGGUGUCAGUGCCGGCAGUGCCAGUAUCCAUCAUCACCUGCUGAGUGGCGUUCCACUUUUUGAUCGCGCGAUUAUGACGUCUGGUGCCGCUCCAUCCCUCGGGCCCUAUACUUUAGAAAACAGCUGGGAAAAAAUCUGCGAUCGAUAUGGAUUGGCUCACGCAGCCCCAGCAGAGCGACUGGAAAGGCUGCGGAACCUGGAAGCGCUCGAGCUGCUAGAGGCAUAUUCCACCAAUAUUGCUGGGCCCGUCGCCGAUGGGAUGAUACUACCAACAAAUUGGGGUUUUGCAGAUCCAAUGCCAUCUGCGCGGUGCAAAGCUAUCAUUCUUGGUGAUACCAAUGCGAAGUCUAUGAUUUACAGACCUCUGGUCCAAAAGCUAUCCCAAGCAUACUUUCAUGAGCGAGUGCAUGCAUGUUUUUCCCAACCGAAUGUCCAGGAUUUACACUUACUUUGGCUUUAA